AUGACCCCUCCUCGGCGGCCGCGGGAGGGGAAGUUUCACAACAUUUGUGCGGCGAUCCACCAAGCCCUCGCCGCCGCCUCAACAGCGCUGGAUUACGGGCCACGUGGCAUCCACGGCAAGGCGGCGCUGCACCUGGCGGCCGAGUCGGGCCGCGACGGCGUGGCGGGCGAGCUGCUGCGGCGCGGCGCCUUCGCCAGCGCCAAGAGCAAGCUGGGCCACACGCCGCUGCACUCGGCCGCGGCCGCGGGACACGCGGCCCUCGCGCUGCUGCUCGCUCGGACGCACGGCGCCGCCGUGGACGCGCUCACGCUGCGAAGGAGGACGCCGCUCCACCUGGCCGCGACGAGCGGGCAGCUGGCCGUGUGCCGGACCCUGCUGCAGCUGAAGGCCGACGUGAACGCCGUGGAUGACUUAAUUCAAGAUGAUGACGACCAUGAUGACGACCACGAUGACGGCACGCAAUGUUCCUACCAGGGUGGGCAGACAGCGCUGCACCUUGCCGCUGACAGCGGCCAUCCGUCGGUGGUGGCGCUGUUCGUGGAGCGGCACCCCGCGCUGGUGGCCGUGGCCGACGGGCGAGGCCGCACGUGCGCGCACAUCGCGGCCGCCAGGGGCAGCGCCCCCGUGCUGCGCCAGCUGCUGCACCACCGUCGCCCCGGAGUGACGGCCGUGCGGACCCAGGCGAGCGGGUCGACCCCCCUCCAGCUGGCUGCCGCCGGGGGCCACGUCCAGGCCGUGAGAAUCCUCCUGGAGGCCGGAGCCUCCCCCGCUGCUGAAGACUCCGAGGGCAUGGCGGCCAUUCACCUCGCAGCAAAGCACGGCCACACUGGCGUGUUGGAAGUUCUGAAGCAAAGAUUUCCGUUCAAUGUGACCAGCACCAAGACCGGUUUCACGGCGCUCCACGUCGCCGCACGCUUUGGGCAGGUCGACUUUGCGCGGGAGAUGCUGGCGAGCGUCUCGGCCGCCCCGGAGAGCACGCGCCCGAACCCCGUCAACGUCGCCGCCGGCAGAGACGCAGCUCCAGAGAGCGGCCUCACUCCGCUUCACCUGGCGGCUCAGGCCGGCCACGAGAGCCUCGUGCGGCUCCUCCUCAACCACCCGAGCACGCAGGAGGACUUGCAGGCCGGCCCGCAGGCCACGACGCCGCUGCACCUCGCCUGCCAGGGUGGCCACGCGGCCGUGGCGGGGCUGCUGCUGAGCCGCGCCGCGCUGCCGCUGCUGCGCACGCUGGACCAGCGCGGACACUCCUGCCUGCACCUCGCCGCCACCGCCGGACAUGUGGAGACGCUGAGGCUCCUGCUGGGCCAGGGCGCCGACAUCAAUGCCACCGACAAGCUCGCUCUCCCACUCCGGUGUCGGCAGAGCGGCUGCACCCCGCUGCACGUGGCCGCCCGAGCCGGACGCCUCCCCGCUGUGCGCGCGCUGCUGGAGAGCGGCGCGGUCGGCUCGGCCGAGUGUCGUGACGGCCGCACGGCCCUCGAGCACGCGGCCGGCGGCGGCCACCGCCACGUGCUGGCGUUGCUGCUGCGCCACUCGACCCCCACCGCCCAGCGCCUCAUCCACAACCGCAGGUUCGUGUACGACCUGAUGGUGUGCGGGCGGCAGUGUGAGUUCCGCGUGAUCGACGAGUUCGUGCUGCUGGCGCCCGCGCCCCUGGAGGCGGCGGUGAAGCUGACGCGGGCAUUCGGCGCGGCCGCCCUGCGCGAGAAGGAGCGCUCCGUCGACCUCGACCUGGCCGCGCGUCACUGCCAGGCACUGGCCACGGACCUGCUGUCUCUCGCCGUGGGCUCGCAAAGCGCCGGCGCCGCCGCUCUGCUGCAGGCCGUGGACGAGCGCGGCCUCUCGCUGCUCGACGUCCUCAUCGAGUGCCACCAGCGGGCGGUGGCGGCGCACCCGGCCGUGCAGCACCACCUGAGCGACGUGUGGCGUGGAGGCCUCCGCUGGCCUUCCUGGUGCCUCGCGCUGCUCCUGCUCGGUUUCCUCGUCUGCCCACCCCUCUGGGUCGCCUUCUCGCUUCCUCUCGGCCACAGGUUUACUCGGAUCCCGAUCAUCAAGUUCCUGUGCCACCUGGCGUCGCACCUGUUCCUGCUGUCCCUGUUCGUGCUGACGGUGGUGUGGCCUCCUAUCACGCCCAUCGCCGAGGGCCACCUGCUGCCCUCGUGGAACGAGUGGCUCCUCCUCACCUGGCUGCUGGGCCUGCUGCUCGCCGAGUUGCGUCAGGGCCAGCUCGUCGGCCGAGGCAGCGGAGGGUCGCGGUUCGGCCUCGCCUGGAUCCGGCUGCUGGUGCUCGGCUUGUCGGGCUUGGCCCUGCUGUGCCACCUGUCGGCGCUCGCCUUCCCGGCGGGCUCGCACGCCCUGCUCGAGUGCCUCUGCGCUCGCAACGUCCUGCUGGCCAAGGCGCUGGCCUUCUGCUGCGUGCAGCUGCUCGACUUCCUCUCCUUCCACCACCUCUUUGGACCGUGGGCCAUCAUCAUCAGCGACCUCAUGAAGGACCUCGCCAGGUUCGGCAUGGUGCUGGGGAUCUUCCACGUGGCGUUCACGCUGCACCUCACGGCGCUGUGCCAGCCCGUGUACCCGCAGGGCGACCCGGUGGGCAACUCGUCGACGGCGGCCUCAGCGUGGGACCCGCCCACGGCGGCGCAGACGACCCUGGAUGUCACCGUGCUGCUCUUCUUUUCCCUCUUCGGUAUGGGCGACCAAAACUCCCUGCCGGACGUGAGCCGCUCACCGUCCAUCGUGUCCACCCUCGUCAACGCCACGUUCGGGGUCUACCUCAUCGUCACGCUCAUCGUGCUCAUCAACCUCCUCAUCGCCAUGAUGAGCGACACGUACCAGCGCAUACAGGCGCAGUCCGACACGCAGUGGAAGUUCGGCCGGGCGGUGCUCGUGAGGGAGGCGACGCGUCGGACGACGCCGCCGGCCCCCCUCAACGUCGUCACGCAGCUGCUGUGGCUGCUGCAGCGCUGCGCAUGCAGGAAGGGCACUGUCGACUUGCCGAGUGAGUCCCUGGCAGACGCGGGGGAGGAGGUGGACCGAUUGUCCAACUCGCAUUCCAUCGUCAUCCCCGUGCACUCCACCUCCAGCUGGCUCCACUGCUUCGCCCGCCGCUGGCCCAAAGUCUCCCCUGCAGAGUCUCAGCGUGUCGGGGAACGCCUCCGGCCAUGCCGAAUCGAGGAUGUGCUGGACUGGAGAGCGGUGGCGCAGCGGUACCGUGCCAUGAAGGGCACGCUGGAAGAAUCCCAGCACCACAGGAACUUUGAGGAGUCGCUACUGCCUACAGCUGCACCACAGUUGUAGAACUAGCAGAUAAUUUGAGUGUUAAACUAAACUGCUAAACUAAUCUAUUUUUAUUUAACCAGGUAAGGCCCACUGAGCUGUAAAGCUCUUUUCCGGAAGCGACCUGGCUACAAAUGAUAGCUCAACGAAGUGGCUUAUCACGUGGAAAUGUAUA
Messenger RNA from Petromyzon marinus (sea lamprey), 3451 nucleotides. The record is from RefSeq and is a predicted model, not a curated record. Lineage: Eukaryota; Metazoa; Chordata; Hyperoartia; Petromyzontiformes; Petromyzontidae.